Molecule: messenger RNA, 8438 nt
Organism: Podarcis raffonei (Aeolian wall lizard)
Lineage: Eukaryota; Metazoa; Chordata; Lepidosauria; Squamata; Lacertidae
Gene: NEO1
Product: neogenin 1
Exons: 29
Coding region: 449-4897 (1482 amino acids)
Biological process (GO): cell-cell adhesion
Cellular component (GO): membrane
Molecular function (GO): protein binding
Source: RefSeq, a predicted model, not a curated record
GCGGCGGCCGUGUGAGGAGGAGGAGCAGCGGGGAAGGACGGUUGGUCGCGUGAGCGGCGGCGAGUGAGGAGGAGUGGUGGUGGUAGUGGUGCGCGGGCGCGCGCGCGCGCGCUGGGCGCUGUUGCUCCUCCUGCUGCUGCUGCUGCCGCCGCAGCGGCGGCUGUGUAUGUGUGUGUGUUUGUGUGUGUGAGGAGAGAAGGAAAAAGGAGCCCCGCUCAGAGCCCGGCGCUGGGACCGGCCCGCCAUGGAGUAAACCGGAGAACAACGCCGCCGCCGCCGCCUCCUUUUUAUUCUUGGGGCGCCUUGGAAGGAGGACCUGUGACUGAGUCGUCUGAGGAGGAGUUGCCACAGCCGCCGCCGCCGCCGCCACUGAGGAGAGGGAGCCGCCGCCGCCUCCUCCGUCGCCGCUUCUCGCCCGCUCGCCGGGCUCGGGGCUAGCGGGGGAGCGAUGGCGGCGCGGGGAGCCCCUCGGCGGCUCCUCCUCGGCUCCUUCUGGGUGGUGUUUCUCCUCGGGCAGCGCCCGGAGUCGAGCGUCGCCGCCGCCGCCGCCGCCAGGAGCAGCUCUUCGCCUCAGCAGCAGAACCUCCCGCCCGCAGGACCCACAGUGAGGACUUUUACUCCAUUUUAUUUUACUGUGGAGCCAGUGGACACUCUGUCAGUUAGAGCUUCAUCUGUUAUACUGAAUUGUUCAGCUUAUUGUGAGUCAUCUCCAAAAAUCGAAUGGAAAAAGGAUGGGACUUUCUUAAACUUGGUGUCAGAUGACCGACGCCAGUUGCUACCAGAUGGAUCUUUAUUAAUCAACAGUGUAGUGCAUUCUAAGCACAAUAAGCCUGAUGAAGGGCAUUAUCAGUGUGUUGCAACUGUGGAAAGCCUUGGAACCAUUGUAAGCAGAACAGCUAAGCUCACAGUAGCUGGACUUCCAAGAUUCAUCAGUCAGCCGGAGUCAGCAUCAGUCUAUAGAGGAAACAGCAUAGUUCUUAAUUGUGAAGUAAAUGCUGAUCUAGCACCCUUUGUAAGGUGGGAGCUAGAUCAUGAGCCACUCUUUCUGGAUGACCGCGUAUUCAAAUUGCCAAGUGGAGCUUUAAUUAUUAGUAAUGCUACAGAUGAAGAUGGCGGAACAUACUGUUGUAUUAUUGAAAUUGGUGGUUCUCCCAAAUACAGUGAUGAAGCAGAGAUUAAAGUUCUUCCAGAAUCUGAAGUUGCCUCAAAUCAGGUGUUCCUGAGACAGCCUUCUUCACUUACCAAAAUUACUGGGCAGAAUGCCGUUUUGCCAUGUGUUGCUACAGGCAUUCCCAUUCCUGUUAUCAGAUGGACAAGGAAUGAAGAAGAGCUUGUUACAGAAAGUUCUAAAAAUUAUUUAUUGCUGGCUGGAGGGACUCUGAAGAUCAACGAAAUCACAGAAGAUGAUGCUGGAACAUAUACCUGUAUUGCAGAUAAUGGAAAUGAAACAAUUGAAGCUCAAGCUGAUCUGAUUGUACAAGCUCCUCCUGAGUUUCUGAAGCAACCCUCUAAUAUUUAUGCUCAUGAAUCCAUGGAUAUUGUGUUUGAAUGUGAUGUGACUGGGAAGCCAACUCCAACAGUGAAGUGGGUAAAGAAUGGAGAUGUGGUGAUCCCUAGUGACUACUUUAAAAUUGUAAAUGAGCAUGACCUACAAGUUUUAGGUCUAGUGAAAUCGGAUGAAGGAUUUUAUCAGUGUAUUGCAGACAAUGAUGUGGGAAACAUACAGUCUGGAGCCCAGCUGAUAAUACUUGAUCAUGAUGUUGCCAUCCCAACAUUACCUCCCACUUCACUGACCAGUGCCACUACUGACCAUCUAGCACCAGCUACAAGUGGACCGUUGCCUUCUGCCCCUCGAGAUGUUGUGGCUUCCCUUGUCUCUACCCGCUUCAUCAAGCUGACCUGGAGAACACCUGCAUCCGAUCCUCAUGGAGACAAUCUCACCUACUCUGUGUUCUACACCAGGGAAACCGUAAACAGGGAGCGUGUUGAAAACACAAGCCAUCCUGGGGAAAUGCAAGUGACAAUUCAAAACUUGAUGCCUGAGUCUGUGUAUGUUUUCAGAGUGGUAGCUCAAAACAAACACGGGCCUGGAGAAAGUUCAUUGCCACUUAAGGUGGCAACGCAACCUGAGGUUCAGCUUCCUGGCCCGGCCCCUAAUAUUCGAGCAUAUGCAAACUCACCCACAUCAAUCACUAUUAGUUGGGCAACACCUUUAUCUGGCAAUGGUGAAAUCCAAAACUACAAGCUGUACUACAUGGAGAAGGGAGCAGACAAUGAGCAGGACAUUGAUGUUGGAGGUCUUUCCUAUACAAUCAGUGGUUUGAAAAAAUACACAGAAUAUAGUUUCCGAGUGGUGGCCUACAAUAAACAUGGUCCAGGAGUUUCCACACAAGAUGUUGUUGUUCGAACUCUGUCAGAUGUUCCCAGUGCUGCGCCCCAAAAUCUAACUCUGGAAGUGCAAAACUCCAAGAGCAUUAUGAUGCAUUGGCAGCCCCCUCCUGCAGGAACACACAAUGGGCAAAUUACUGGCUAUAAGAUCCGUUACCGAAAAGUAACUCGCAAAAGCGAUGUGACUGAUAUUGUUGGGACACAACUUUCACAGCUAAUUGAAGGUCUGGAACGAGGAACAGAGUACAGCUUCCGGGUGGCUGCUUUAACGGUCAAUGGUACAGGACUACCUACUGAUUGGGUGUCAGCAGAAACAUUUGAAAGUGAUCUUGAUGAAUCUCGUGUUCCAGAAGUUCCAAGUUCCCUACAUGUCCGUCCACUUGUAACUAGUAUUGUUGUGAGCUGGACUCCACCUGAAAACCAGAACAUUGUGGUCAGAGGUUAUGCUAUAGGGUAUGGUGUGGGUAGCCCCCAUGCACAGACCAUCAAGGUGGAUUAUAAGCAACGAUAUUAUACUAUUGAGAAUUUGGAUCCCAGUUCCCAUUAUGUCAUAACUUUAAAAGCCUAUAACAAUGUUGGAGAAGGAAUUCCGCUGUAUGAGAGUGCAGUUACUAGGGCUUAUACAGACACUUCUGAGGUUGAUUUAUUUGUUGUUAAUGCUCCGUACACUCCAGUGCCAGAUCCCUCCCCCAUGAUGCCACCUGUGGGAGUUCAGGCUUCCAUACUGAGCCAUGACACCAUUCGAAUCACCUGGGCAGACAACUCUCUGCCAAAGAACCAGAAGGUCUCGGAUGCCCGUUACUACACAGUACGCUGGAAGACGAACAUUCCUGCAAACACGAAAUACAAGACUGCAAAUACCACCACUUUAAGCUUCUUAGUAACUGGCUUAAAACCGAACACUUUGUAUGAGUUCUCGGUGAUGGUGACUAAAGGCCGAAGAUCAAGUACUUGGAGUAUGACUGCACAUGGAACUACUUUUGAAUUAGUUCCAACUUCUCCGCCUAAGGAUGUGACAGUAGUGAGCAAAGAAGGAAAACCCCGAACCAUCAUAGUCAACUGGCAGCCACCAUCUGAAGCCAAUGGCAAAAUUACAGGAUACAUCAUUUACUAUAGUACAGAUGUCAACGCCGAAAUACACGAUUGGGUCAUUGAGCCAGUAGUGGGAAAUAGAUUGACCCACCAGAUUCAAGAGUUAACACUUGACACAGCAUAUUAUUUCAAAAUUCAGGCCCGUAACUCCAAAGGCAUGGGUCCUAUGUCAGAGGCAGUGCAGUUCAGAACACCUAAAGCUGAAUCUUCAGAUAAAAUGUCUAAUGAUCAAGCAUUGGGGUCCGCAGGAAAAGGAAAUCGGCCAGUGGAUGUUGGGCCAGACUAUAAAACACCUAUGAGUGGCAGUAACAGCCCUCAUGGAAGCCCUUCUCCUUUGGAGUACAAUAUGCUUUUGGUAAUAAUAGUGUCUGUGGGAGUGAUCACCAUUGUUGUGGUGGUAAUUGUUGCGGUCUUCUGCACACGCCGCACCACCUCUCACCAGAAAAAGAAGCGAGCUGCAUGCAAAUCUGUGAAUGGGUCACAUAAAUACAAAGGAAAUUCUAAGGAUGUCAAACCCCCUGACCUUUGGAUUCACCAUGAAAGACUGGAGCUGAAACCCAUUGAUAAAUCUCCAGAUCCUAAUCCAAUCAUGACAGACACCCCAAUCCCUCGGAAUUCCCAAGACAUUACGCCAGUUGACAACUCCAUGGACAGCAAUAUCCACCAAAGACGGAACUCAUACAGAGGGCAUGAGUCAGAGGAUAGCAUGUCCACACUUGCAGGAAGAAGGGGAAUGAGACCAAAAAUGAUGAUGCCAUUUGAUUCUCAACCACCUCAGCCUGUGAUUAGUGCUCAUCCCAUCCAUUCCCUUGAUAACCCCCACCAUCAUUUCCACUCCGGCAGCCUCGCUUCUCCAACCUGCAGCUAUCUCCAUCACCAGGCAAACCCAUGGCCAGUUGGCACAUCCGUGUCCCAUUCAGACAGGGCUAAUUCCACAGAAUCUGUUCGGAAUACACCUAGCACAGAUACCAUGCCAGCUUCCUCAUCUCAGACAUGUUGUGCUGACCACCAGGAGCCAGAAAGUGCCACAGGAUCUUAUCUGCCCAGUACGCAGGAGGAGGAGACGAGCCAAAGCCUCCCUACUGCCCAUGUUCGUCCUUCUCAUCCUCUGAAGAGCUUUGCAGUGCCAGCAGUUCCACCCACUGGGGCAACCUAUGACCCUGCCUUGCCAAGCACACCUUUAUUAUCCCAGCAAGCUUCUAGCCAUCCAGUUCAUUCAGUGAAGACUGCAUCAAUUGGCACCCUAGGGAGAACUCGACCUCCUAUGCCAGUCGUGGUACCAAGUGCCCCUGAAGUCCAGGAAACAACAAGGAUGCUCGAAGACUCAGAAAGUAAUUAUGAACCAGAUGAGCUGACCAAAGAGAUGGCCCACCUGGAAGGACUAAUGAAGGACCUUAAUGCCAUCACAACAGCAUGACCACCUUCCCCAAGAAAGGACUCCAAAUCCUGUUUCACAGGUCUUGGGACUUAAUCUUGGAGCACAAGGAAAUGUACAAAGACUAGGGGACAGCACAAGAGGGAUAUUCAACCAGCUGCAGUAUCAGUGCCAAUGCUGGUUAACCAAGUGACUUUUCUAUUCAUUACCUGAAAUGAACCUGUUGGAAAGUUGGAUUCCACUUCCUGCUAAGAUGUUGCAAGAAAUGGCUGAGGGAGACGCGCCGAUGUGAUGAAAUCCAGUAUACAGACAAAGAAGUGGACUUAGCAUUAAUUUGAGUCAGGUUUUGUCUCAGUGCUGUGACCUUCCCUGCAUUUUCAGUGUUGGACAUUCACAUUUAUGUACAAUUUUAUUUGUGUGUUUUUAUUUUAUUGUAUCUUUUUUAUUAAAAAAAGUGUAACCUGAAGAAAAAGAAAUUUGUGUUGUUUCCCACAGCCUAGACAGAUGUUUGAUUGCUUGUUCUAUUGUGUACGGGAAUUCAUUGCCAGUGUGGAAUGUUCGGUUUGUUUUAUGUUUUAUUUUUUAUUUUUAGUGUGUGUAUAAUUAUAUCACCUUCCAGCAGUUAAUCCAUGACCUUGGGGGAUGCUGCAUCGCUAUUUGUAAGCUUUUUUAUUUUUAUAUUAUAAUUAUUAAAAGCCUGACUAGAUUCUCUCUCAUCACUGUGAGAUUAGCUGCCUGUUUGGAUUGAAAUCUAACACUGAGAAACUUUUUGUUUGUUUUAUGUUUGCCUUUUCAAUAUGGGGUGGAGGUAGGCACUGGGAAGGAAGCCACUGAGCGGAAAGAUGUUUAACUGUUUCCGAGGAAUGGGUCCAGUACAGCUUGAUCCGUAUGAGUAGCCCCAACAUCCCUUGGAGAAUACCCAGAUGAGCAAAUGUAAUGUGCAAAGCGAGUGAUUCUGAAUAGUAAUUGCAACAAUUCCCUCAUCACAGUGAUCGGGGAAAGUGCUACAGUUAUCACGGGAAUGGCCCCUGACUGUGUCUGUGAUUAUCAGUUUGCACAUUACCUCUGCCUGUGUAAGCACAUACCAGGAGACACUUGGCAUUACUCAUGUGAACAAGAAAACCUAUUGUGUGGACAGGCUCUAAGUCGUGAAAGAGAUUUUUUAAAAAAACAACAACAACAACCUAUCAUUUGCUUUGUGAGCUACUCAUUAAGUGUGUCUGGCUAUUAAAUGGAUGGGGGCUGGAAGCUUUAUUGAGAAAUGUAGGGUUGUUUAGCAUCAGAUACCACAGUGUGUCUUGGCAGCAGAAAUUUCUGUUUUGAUGUUUUAUUUGAAAGAUAACCUCUUUAACAUUUACAUUGCAUCUUGAGUUUUAUUCCAGAUCUUUUAAUGUACAGAGGUUAGUAGUAGAUGGGGGGGCACUUUUCCCUGUAGUUGUACACCCUCCCAUAGGUCUUCAAAAAUACCUUCAGUGUUAAACCACAAUUAGCAAAACGUCUUUUGCAGGCUUAUUUAUUCUAAACGGAAACAAAACCUAGGUGUACAAUGUUUGUGACUCAGGUGCCGCUUGGAAAAAAAAGGGAAGCUAAAAGGAGAUGUUAUUCCCUUUAUACUAUUUGCUGCCCAGUUUGACAUACCACCAUCCUCUCUAUUGGGUGGUGACUUAACAUAAUAAAAGAGACUGAUUUUGUAAAAAAAAAUCCCGCUGCUUUUGGAAUUCAGGUGUACACUCAAAAGGGUUGGAAGGUGGAAAAGAAGCAAAAGGUCAUAAUAGGUAGUUUUCUUUAGCAAAUUUGUUCUGUGUAAAGCAGUGUUAUUUUAGGGUCAGUAUUAGCAGUGCUGUUGGAGGAAAUAGCCCAUAACCCUUGGAGUUUGCAGUGCUCUGAUCUGAGGCAGACUUCACUGGAUCCUUUAAAUUGCCAUGUGAAUGAGGCUAGAAUGGUUUUUAUUACUGGCUAACUCAAGUUUGAAAACACCCAGCCACUGCUCUCUACUGAGAACCAGUAUCAGGAGAGAAUUACUUAAAGGGAUGAAGAGGUACGGGGAAAGGAGGGAUGCUUAACCCUUCCCAGCCCUUCCCUUUCUUUCCUUGAAGCAACUCCUUCAAGCUGCUUUCCCUUCACAGAGUUCCAGACUUUGCUUCUGGCUUUGUAUCAGCAGAUUCAUCUUGAAGACUUCUUGGAAGCAAUUAUGGAAAAUAGGGAUGCCGACAGACUAGAAUUGACUAGUGGUUUCUGAUGAUGAGCACUGAAGAAAUGUAUUAAUUCAUUCUGAUUAGCAGCUAUAACAUAUGCAUAAGAAAAGCCAUUUAUUUUUUAAAUACUGUACUGAAUUUACAAUGAGAUAAUUAAGUGCCAUGUUCACCUAGCUCAGUGUUCUGUCUUCCAACAGUGAACAUCCUAAUGCCCCAGAGACAUUCACAGUCCUAGUACGUGGGUGUAGAUUCCUCCCCAGUUUAUUCUCAUAGGUUAAUAGGAUGCUUAUUUUGGGUUGGGGCAGUCAGCAAAAAGUCCAUCAUAAGAGCAAACUGGCACACCUGCAAAAUAGGCAUUGAGUAAAAUUAGAUGAGGUUUGGGUUGGGGAGAGAGAAGGAUUCAGACACUGGCCUGGAUCCAAUUAUCUGUUCUCUGUAUGUGUGGUGGAGGUUUUUAUUUUCCUUAAUACUUUGGUAUGCAGAAGGAAGGGGAGAGGUGCCACACACACACACACACACACACACGCCUCAUAAAUCAGAAAGCGCUUCCAGUGAGGGAGAGGAGAAUUUUUUAAUAGUACAUUAAAAGGCCCACAGGUGUUGAAAUGCACUUCUCUGGAUCUGGGCUAUUUGGUAUGAUCCGGAGCCCUGUAUAAUCAGGGUGGGCAUCUAUAAUCAAAAGGGGCUUCCCAUUCCUGCGAAAGGGAAUGUUCCAUGUGGCUGUUUUCCUUUGUACAUGCAAAGUUCUUGUGAAGAACAGGAAAUCCUUUGUGUAGGGUCCUCAUUGCGUCCACUGAAUUCAGUUAGUGCACGCAUUCCGCUCCUCAGAUGUGUACAUUUCUCUUUCAUAUCUAUACCCAAAGAAAUUCCAUCAUGUGUACUCAGUAUUUCCCCCACUGGUGGAUUUUUGUGAAUAUAUUGCUAAUUUACGUCGAACACCAUGAAUGUCAAUAUUGCCAUGAAUCUGGGAAUGGGGUGGGGGAUAUUUUUAAUAAUAAAACAACUGUUCAAAGUUGGUUUUUUAAGGUUAAAACAAAAAAGGAAACAUUUAUUCAAGUCAGUGUACAAUAUGUAUUGCACUUUUUCACAUUUUAACACUGUUUUUUACAUAUCUUGUGAUUUUAAAUUUGGAACAUUGUGUAUCUUGUAGUGUCAUAGCUAAGCUGCUCUGCGGCAGCUUCCUCCAGCUGAAUAUGGAGAAGGGGGUGGGAAGACCUGUCUAUUGUUUUACAGUUCUGAUGUAGGAGAGUUCUGAGGACUGCUGUAAACUUCUUCCUUUCUGUACAUUUUUUUCCCUGUAGUAUUUGCUGUAUACUCUAUAAAUUUUUAAUACUGUCAUGUUUAUUAUUUGGUAUUGGAUAUCCAAUACACUUUUUUAAUCUAAUCGA